UCUGCAGACGCCUAGCGAACCGAAGUUACCGGCGUUUUUCAAGACGAUACGUUCAGAUAGGGGGCGUCACACUGUUAACCGACAAGUUAAUAAAAUGUGCGUGAGCUGCCGCAUUUAAUGCUGCAAUGACACGGGCAUGCCUUGGAAUAAGAGUUUAGUUUAAUACCCGUCGACUGGAAGGACUUAAAAUAAAGAUUACUCCCGAGGCCAGCAGUCCACUCAGGAUUAAUUAACUACUUAAAACUUUGUCUCAUGAUUCACACUGAAUCAUUGUAGGGUGCAUCCAGUGCCACACAGUUGCUUUACCAGCUCCAAAAUGUACACAAUUACCAAAGGUCCGAGCAAACUUGCUACCCAGCGGAGAACUGGUCCCACGCAGCAGCUCGACAACCAGAUCACCGAAUUCAAGCACAAGCAGACGUCGUGGAAUCUGCCGGCGCUUCCUGCCCCCAAGAUAGUCUUCAACCGACCGAACGGGAAGAAGUACCAUCAGCCUGCACAGUCGUUGCAGGUGAACAGCCAAUCAGAGGACAGCUGCUUCACACCGGCGCACGAGGAGAACGUCCAGUUCGCGCACCACGCCUGGCGGGAGGUGGCUCAGCAGCUGGAGGAAGGGCCCAGCCCGGGGCCUCACGGGGCCCAGGAAGCUGUCCUCUACCAGGAGAGCGGCGAAACCGGCCCCCACAUGGACAACUUCGUGCCCAUCGACCUGGAUGAGUGGUGGGCUCAACGCUUCCUGGCCAACAUCGACAAGCUCUCCUGAUGGGGGGGGG
Gadus chalcogrammus (walleye pollock) is the source of this 773-nucleotide messenger RNA. Its product is annotated as MAPK regulated corepressor interacting protein 2-like. The record is from RefSeq and is a predicted model, not a curated record. The transcript has 5 exons. The coding region runs from base 317 to 763 and encodes 148 amino acids. NCBI's taxonomy places the organism in Eukaryota, Metazoa, Chordata, Actinopteri, Gadiformes, Gadidae.